Drosophila grimshawi is the source of this 3084-nucleotide messenger RNA. RefSeq lists its product as uncharacterized. The coding region runs from base 1 to 3084 and encodes 1027 amino acids. Lineage: Eukaryota; Metazoa; Arthropoda; Insecta; Diptera; Drosophilidae. The transcript is spliced from 3 exons. Gene Ontology annotation, cellular component: extracellular region. Gene Ontology annotation, molecular function: chitin binding. The record is from RefSeq and is a predicted model, not a curated record.
AUGCAUGGACUUGUCAUAUAUUUGUGUCUUCUCAUCAGUAUCUUUCACUUUUCGGAAGGAAAACCAUGCCCCGAAAAAUCACGCCCACACAAGACACGCUGCGAUGCCUUCUAUAAAUGCCGCGAGCUGCCUUCCAACUCGCACGUCUGGAUUCCGAUCAAGUGUAAUGAGGGACUCGUCUACGAGCACAUUGUGGGCACCUGUGUCCUGCCCGAUGAGGAUUGGGAGUGCAUCACACCCAGUGAGCUGAACAGCACUCCGAAGAGUCCCACAAGCAAGAAAGGUAGCAAGGAUGCCGAUAUAAUUAUUGUAAGCAACGAAGAUGAAGCGACUCUGUUGCUCAAGGAGGACAGCGAUAACGAUGUGCAGAUAGUACUAGAUGGCCAGCUGAGCAGUGAAGAGCAGGAUGAGCAGGUCAACGACAAUUCAUUGAAAGUUAAUCAAGUUGCGUCCACACCAAAUACCAGCGAAUUGGAGAAUCCCUCAUUCAUCAGUCAAUUCGAUUCCAGUGGCGAUGGUGAGCUGGUCGACUUGGAAGGUUUCCCGCUGCAGGCAGAGAAUCGGGAGGCCGAGGUCAACGUUAGCAAUGCACAUAAUAAGCAUAGCACUCACUCAACUGAGACACCUAAUAAACAGCCAAGUUCUGGAUCCAACAUUGAUCCCAAUCUGACGGCGCAUCUGCAGCGCCUGUCACAGCUGAUCGAUGGACUGCAGCAGACGUAUCAGAAGACGGAAAAGCCACAGUUGGAAAUGCGUCCGGAUCAGCUAAAUGCCUUCCUAGCUCAUUUUGACCUUAAAAAUCGUUACGACAUGAUGAAUCCCUCGGCUAACUUCAAGGAUGCAUCAACUACAACAACAACAGUGCCACCAGCAACGACUCCGAUGGUGAAAACAUCCUCUGCUGCUCCAAUUCCUCAGCUGGUGGUGAAUAAAACCCGCCAGCAUUUAAUCAAUUAUCGCAUGCAGCCGGAGACAAAACUGCUGCUGUCCAAUACACAGCCGGGCUAUGCCAGCUCCCAAAUUGUGGUCAAUCGACCCGAGGGAUCGGUCAUGUUCACUUUACCUCAGUAUGGCUCCAGUCCCGAGCAGACUCAAACUAAAAGUGUACAAGCUCAGAGUCAUGAGUACAACGAACAUGAACCAAAGGUCUCGGAAGAAACAUUGAAAACGGUGCUGGAACUGUCCAAGCAGAUGAUUGCCGCACAGAAUCUGCCCAAAGUGCUGCCAAGUCCUGGAUAUAAUGGUGCCUAUUACGCCCAGCCCAUUAUUCAACCGGUCAUCCUCUCGCCGCAAAACAAUCCCUUUCAACAGUACUUUUCCAUGCCGAACUAUGAGUCAGCGUCACCACCGAGGACUCACUAUGUGCAUCACAAAAAGACUGGUGGAUACAACAAGAAGCCACCGGGUACCACGAUCAUUCACAACAAUGUGAUACCCGUUCAUCUGUCCAGCACCAGUUCCGGCGAGAGAGAAGUCCUUGAUGCCUAUGGCAACAGUUUGGGUCACUUCCCCCAUCUGGAUAAACAUAAUAGCAACAACAAUGACAACAAUAAGAAUCAGGUGGAUAACAACUAUUACAACAAAUUUAUGGCCACAAUGACAACAGCUCGUCCGAAUUCUAUGACAACAAUGACCAGCCAAUAUACUGGACAAUAUACAGCUGCAUUCGCCGGCGAGUUUACCCAAACAACGCCGCGUCCCUUUGAGCAGCAGCCCUCGCCAGCAACUGUGGCGAAUUACUACACGCCUAGUCCCCAUCUCAGCGAGAACAAUGUGAAUCGUGUCUUCAAUUCGGAGAGCUAUCCCACAGCCAACAGCUUGAAUAUGCCCCGACCAAUGAGUGCACAGAACUUAUAUCCCACUCAUCUCGAUGCUGGUCAAGUGAAAAUACGACCCAAUUCACAGAAAAUCGAGAGCAUGGAAGUGGAGGCUGAUGACGCGAAUAAUCCGAGCUAUGUGAACAUUAACGGAAAUGGUAACAACAACAACAACAAUCUACACAGCUCUCAUCUGCUGACCUACAGCAAUGCUGGCCAACCAGACAGAUUGGCCAUGAGCCAUCAAUUAGCACCUGGCUCGUAUAUGGAGCAGAGCUAUGCGCAGCAGCAGCAGCAGCAUCAAUAUCACUUUAAGCCUCCUACAUACAUGCCCAAGCCAACACCUAGCAUGAGCAGCAGCAGCAUGUAUAGCGAUGCAGCUGGUAAUUUGGAGUUGAGCAUGUUCAACACCGGCAUGGGCAAUGCGAAUGUCAAUAAUAAUAAUAACGGUAUUCAUCUCAUGUCCGGCAAGUAUCCAUCAUCACUUGGGCAAUUGGUCAACUUCAAUGGGAACUUUAUCAGCUUGGAUGUGUUCCGGAAAUCAAUCUUGCCACUGAUCACACAAUCACCGUCGGCCAUCUCGGAUCUGAACAACGUUGAGGUAAUCACCUGCCAAACCGGCGUACGUCAGCCCAAUCAGACGGACUGCACCCGUUAUUUUGUGUGUAGCAAGAAGGAUGGUAAGGUCCUAUCCUACUCCUGUCCACCCUACACGGGCUUCAAUAAGCAGACACGCAUCUGCGAUGCGACAACCUAUGCGCAGUGCGGGAAUGUGCCCAUCUUUAACGGAUAUACCAUUGAUGAGAAUAGGCGACUGCACAUGGAGACGCUGAAGGUGCUGGCGGAGGCGAAGCGUCGACAGGAGGCGGCACUCAAAAGUCAAAACCUUGCGAAUCUUCUGCAGCAAUACGCCAGCAAGCCGGAAAUGACUGCACCAGCAACAGCGCCCGGAAUAUCAUCGAGUAUGGAGCAAAGCAUGUUAGACUCGUACAUGGUUAGUUUUCCGGAGCCGAACACCACAUCACGACCACAGAUUGUGAUACCAACGCCACCGCCAAUUAGUAACAGCAGCGGACCCGUCAAGAAGCGAAAGUAUUACUGCAAGGAGGGGGACAAGAUUCCCGACCAGACAUCCAUCAGUAGCUACUUUGUGUGCUACAAGAACGCACAGGGCAAUAUGAAGGGACACAAGAUGACCUGCUCCAAGGCACUGGUCUUCUGUCCACGAACCCUGCUCUGCACCUUGGCCAGUAAGUGCACGGGCUAG